Messenger RNA from Aaosphaeria arxii CBS 175.79, 1505 nucleotides. RefSeq lists its product as uncharacterized. The transcript has a single exon. NCBI's taxonomy places the organism in Eukaryota, Fungi, Ascomycota, Dothideomycetes, Pleosporales. The coding region runs from base 198 to 1406 and encodes 402 amino acids. The record is from RefSeq and is a predicted model, not a curated record.
UAUGACGACUAUUCCUAAACGCUGAGCCAGCGUGACAACCUCGAAGACGCUGUCUAUAGUCGCAAGCGGCGCCCCCAGCCGUUGUAUAAUCCUCGAGCCUCAGACGACUCAGAAAUACCAAGGCCGAAGACUCGAGACAUCCCAAGAGCGUCAGACAUCCUUGGAAUAUAGCGAGACUAGCGCUGUCACUGUUCACAAUGAGCGACUACGGAGAUGAAGAUUACAUCGAGUUCGACGAUGAUUGGUUUUAUGUUGAGGAUGAAUACACUGCUGCUGAUGAUCUUGCCGAGCAUGCCGUUGGCUCGCCGCCUCCUCCUAAUUGCCUCGACGAAGAAGAUCCAACGCUCAACUGGGACCGGUUCGAUUACUUCAACGAUCUAGAGUACGCAUCGGACGGUUACGACGACGCAAAGUUUGAACCUCAUCGGAGCGGACAUACAUCACAGAAUAAGAGGAAGCGAGUAGGGGACAGUAGACGAAACAAGAAGGUGCGAAAACUCAAUGAUAGGAGAUCAACCUCACCAAGUGUUGGUCAACCAGUACUGCCACCCGUUGUAUGGCGCGCACAAGCAGAUCGGGAAGAAAAGCCGAGGAUCAUACACGACGGACUCGAACCAUAUGCUCUGCUAAAGGAUUGGAGAGUUCGACUGGCGAGUGUGCCUACCUGGGCGUCUGCGUCACCAAGGGGUACAACUGCCAAAGGAAAGGCAAAGGCGACAGAUGGAUCGGAGCUUGGACCCAAUGACGAGGAAACCAAGGAAUUGGAGGAAGAAGACCUGGUGGAGGAAGAUGAAGACAACGAGGAGGACGACGAGGAAGACGGCGGUGCUGGUAUAGAUGCGGCAGCAUUGAUGGCCUCUCUGCAGAAGAAUCUCGCUGCAGCGGGCGGUCCGCUCAGUGGUAUGGACCCUGAGCAGUUGCUACAGUUUGCCAUGCGCAUGAUGAAUGACCAAGAUGCGGGAGAUGACAUUGCAGGAGAACUCGCCGACGAUAUGCUCAACCAAGGCGACGGGGACGAGGACGGUGAAACGGAAUCUGCAGACCUACUUUCCUGGCUAGCUCGACAAAAAGAAGGCUCCGCAACAGCCAAUUCAGCAGGACCUAAGAGCAAAAAUGAAGCUCCUCGGUCUAAAUCGCCAUUGUCGAAACCAAGUCAAGAUACUCUGGCAGCCGAAGACCAAAUGGAGCUUGACGACUCUGAUGCGAAAGGCUCCAGGUCUUUGACGAAUAAUGGCCAUAACACCCGCAUCCCACCACAAGAAGCGUCUCGAAAGAGAAAAGCAGAUGAGGAUGUAGACGCGACUGCCUCUACAGCGACAGCCAGAAAGCGAGCGGCACGUUCCUUCGAUGCACCCACAGCUUCCAGCCAAGCCAAAACGACACGAAGUGGACGCGUGAGGCGCUGAUCUCUCGUGCGAAUCAAGGAUACUAGAUCCAAAGUCAUCACAAUUGUGACUCGAAUGACAAUGCAUCGGCCGGCGAAUGAUGCAUGUCCAUUAUUUCCG